CGAAGCCAGGCGGCGGGCAGGGCAGGCAGAAGCCAUCUGCACAUCUGUGCCCGGCCGGACACCAUGAGCGGCCGAGUAGGGGACCUGAGCCCCCAACAACAGGAGGCGUUGGCCAAGUUCCAGGAGAACCUCCAGGACCUGCUACCCACCUUGCCCAAGGCUGAUGACUACUUCCUCCUGCGCUGGCUUCGAGCUCGGAACUUCGACCUGCAGAAGUCAGAGGACAUGCUCCGGAAGCACAUGGAGUUCCGGAAGCAACAGGACUUGGACAACAUCCUUUCAUGGCAGCCCUCAGAGGUGGUCCAGCGGUAUGACUCGGGCGGUCUGUGUGGCUACGACUAUGAAGGCUGUCCUGUGUGGUUUGACAUCAUUGGGACCCUCGACCCCAAGGGUCUUCUCCUGUCAGCCUCCAAGCAGGAGCUGAUCCGGAAACGCAUCAAGGCCUUUGAGUUGCUUCUGCAGGAGUGUGAGCUGCAGAGUCAAAAGCUGGGUAGGAAGAUUGAGAUGGUGCUGCUGGUGUUUGACAUGGAGGGACUGGGCCUGAAACACCUGUGGAAGCCGGCAGUGGAGGUCUACCAGCAGUUUUUUGCCAUGGUGGAAGCAAAUUAUCCUGAGACAAUGAAGAAUUUAAUUGUUGUUCGAGCCCCCAGACUUUUCCCAGUGGCCUUCAACUUGGUUAAAUCGUUCAUGAGUGAGGAGACACGCAAGAAGAUAGUGAUUUUGGGAGACAACUGGAAGCAGGAGCUGUCAAAGUUCAUCAGCCCCGACCAGCUGCCUGUGGAGUUUGGGGGGACUCUAACUGAUCCUGAUGGCAACCCCAAGUGCAUAACUAAGAUCAACUACGGGGGUGAGGUGCCCAAGAGCUACCACCUGUGCAAGCAGGUGAGGAUGCAGUAUGAGCACACAGUGACCGUGGGCCGUGGCUCCUCCCAGCACGUGGAGAAUGAGAUCCUGUUCCCAGGCUGUGUGCUCAGGUGGCAAUUUGCAUCAGAUGGUGGAGACAUUGGCUUUGGGGUUUUCCUGAAGACCAAGAUGGGGGAGCGGCAGAGGGCUGGGGAGAUGACAGAGGUGCUGCCCAGCCAGCGCUACAAUGCCCACCUGGUGCCUGAGGAUGGGAGCCUCACCUGCUUCAAGGCCGGUGUCUAUGUCCUGCGCUUUGACAACACCUACAGCCUGCUGCAUGCCAAGAAUGUCAGCUAUACUGUGGAGGUGCUGCUCCCUGACAAGGCAUCUGAGGAGAAACUGCAGAGUCUCAAUGCAACGAAACCCUCUCAUUGAGUACCCUGACUGUCCUGCUCUCUCCAACCCCUUUACACCCUGCUCCUUGCUCCUGCCUUCCCAGGUGUUGAUGGUCACAGAGAGCCAUCUAUCCCACAUCAUCAUCUCAGCCCACUGUGGGCCCAUUUGCAUAGUGGCCAAGCAGUGGGGAGGAAACCAGAUGAGCUUCUCAUCCCCUGUUCCUAGAGAGUGAGAAUAGCAUGACCCUGAGUUCACCAAGAAGGUUCCUCCCACAAGGUCUACCCAUCCCAGCAUUUACCCAUGCUUGGUGUCCUAGCUUGGGGCAGGGGGUAUAUGUGAGCACCAGAUUUGGCAGGGAGCACUGCUAGGUGCAGGCUUAAAGAGCAGGGAAGCCCCAUUUUCUGCAUGCAGGAGGUMAAUAGGAAUAGGAAAGGCCGGCUGAGGUAGCUGGGUAGAAGAUGGGGCAGGAGUCAGGUCCAGCUGAGCAAUAGGGCCUCUUUAAGCUUGUUCUCCCGCCUUUUAGGGAAAGACAGAAAUGAAGAAGCAGGACCCUGCAGGGGUACCAUCAGUGCUGGGGGAAGCCAUGCUGAGCCCUUACAAAGUUGGGUAGAUAAAGAUUGAGUCUCCAUUGACCUCUCUUCCCCUCCACACUUGUCGGGGUCUUGCCACAUUCAGCUCUGGUUCUUUGUGGAUCAAGUAGGGGCCAAGAACAAAGCACAGCUAGAAGCAGGUGUCAUGGUGCUGCGAUAAAGAGUGUGAGCUGCCACCUCA
Messenger RNA from Urocitellus parryii (Arctic ground squirrel), 2010 nucleotides. Its product is annotated as SEC14-like protein 4. The record is from RefSeq and is a predicted model, not a curated record. NCBI's taxonomy places the organism in Eukaryota, Metazoa, Chordata, Mammalia, Rodentia, Sciuridae. Gene Ontology annotation, cellular component: cytoplasm.